Messenger RNA from Coccinella septempunctata (seven-spotted ladybird), 544 nucleotides. RefSeq names its product putative gustatory receptor 28a. The transcript has 3 exons. NCBI's taxonomy places the organism in Eukaryota, Metazoa, Arthropoda, Insecta, Coleoptera, Coccinellidae. Gene Ontology annotation, cellular component: membrane; axon; neuronal cell body. The record is from RefSeq and is a predicted model, not a curated record. Bases 208 to 516 code for a protein of 102 amino acids. Gene Ontology annotation, biological process: sensory perception of taste.
AUGGUAAAACUCUCCUAAUCAACGCAUUUGAUCAAAACACAUCUAUUUUCAGUUUUUCCUACAUACCAGGGUUAUUUCACAUUCGUAAUUAUUCCUGACAAUUCAUUAUUAAUAUGGAUUAAUGUAAUGACAAAACUCCGAUACUGAUGCGAUACUUUCAAAUUUUGAACAUAAUAUUGUUCUACGCCAUAUUUUUUUCCCUUUUCAAUGUGCCACACAUUGUUUCUGCGGAGUAAAGCUAUAAACCCAAGAAUUACUUAUUUCUUCCAGGCCGAUAAAUGUCUAUACUUCGUGAACAAACUAAUGAUGCUUUCAUGGAAUUUCAAAAUCACUCGAAGGCUCAAUAUCUUCGUACAUCAACUCAGCCACUGUAAGGUGGGAUUUACAGCAUGUGGACUCUUUGAGAUAGAUGGUACUCUGGUUUUUACUAUUAUUGCAGCAGCCACAAUGUAUUUGAUAGUUACAUAUCAAUUUCAACAAGGCUUGAAUAAAAGCUGUAAUAGUACUCUACUUUGAAGUAUGAAUGCUAUAAAAAAGGCAACCA